AUGUUUUCCAUUUCGAGGUCGGACAAAACGUUGCGAAGUUUGUUGAUGGAGUCUGAAGAGGAGCAGUUGUUUGUACCAACUACUACUUCGAUCAGCAACAAUGAUCAAUCAUCACAAUAUGAAGGUAGAAAUCCAACUCGAAAAUAUGUCGAGUAUAAAACCAAAACUCGGAGAAACAACAACAACAAUAAUUCAUCAUCAUCCAAACGAAAUAACGAAACAAAUUCAUCAUCCAUUAAAAUUGCACGAAAGCAUCGGCUGAGGAGAAAUACCAUGUUUCAUGCUUCAUCACCAUCUCCGUACAACAUGCUUCAACAAAAUUCAGUCAGCGAAAGCUCCUAUAUUCAUGCUUCUGCAAGCAACAAUAAUGAAACUCUCAAUUUUGAAAGCGUCAGUACUGGAGAUGGAAGAGGAGAAGGAUUUUCAAUCAAUGCAAUAUCUUCAGUUGUGAGCAGCAUCGAGAAACCGUACCAUCAAGAUCACAAAAAUCUAAGAAUCCUACCAUCUUCAUCAAACUCCUCAUCAUUACGACAACAACAGCAAGAAAUUCAUUCAAUAGGAACAAGCGUUGUUUCUGGAAUGUCAAGAAGCAACAGUGUUUGCAGUAACAACAGCAGUAAUGCAUCAAUAGUAGCUGCAAAACAUUUAGAACAACAAGAAUCGGUUCCACAAACACCAACACCCAACGAAGAGGAAGAACAAGAUAAUUCUGCCUUGGUUCACCUCGAAAGAAUAGCAAAUUUAGAAUCUUUGUUAUCCCUCCAAAAUGGGCAACCUCCUGAACGAUUUCAAAUUGGAAUAUUUGGCAGAAAUUCUGCAUUGAUGACGAUAUUAUUUGUUUUACGUUUAAAAACUAAAUGGUCUGAAGUGUGGAACAAUUUUAAAUCUACGAAUUCUGUCAAAAUUGAUCCCACAAUGGAUAGCUUAAUUACUACGAGGCCAGUGUUAAAUGUAGAGAACAAUUCAUUUAAUUUAGUCUCUGUCGAAUGGAUAGACAUGUCCAUAUCACAUAAUCAGUAUAGAAUGUCAGAUACUGAAGGUUUUGUAUUUUUAAUUGACAUUUCUGAAUGGAUGGAAGCCGAGGAUCUUUCAUCACCACAACUGUUAAAAUCUAUUGAAGAACAAUUUAAGGUUGCAUCAGAUGUCAUUAAUGGAAUUACGAAAGAGUUGUUUAAAAAGCAAAAAGGAUUGCAACAAUCAUUCGAAGAACCAGUCACUUUUUUGUGCCAUCUCAACGAAUCAUUGUAUCAUUUAAGAGACAAGGAAUUAAGCUCUGAGUCAAAAUCUUCACAAAAUGAUUCGUUUGAAAAUAUUUUAGCCACAUCAGAAAACCAUUUUGAGACAGAUGGACAAGAAUCAGAAAUAUCUGCAUGCAUCAGAGACACCAUUGAACAAUUAAUUGAUGAGUUCAUAGCAAUACCGUUAGAUAAUUAUCAAAUCUAUAUUCAAGACACAAGUAUUGAUACAGAGGAAGACGAUUUAUCUCGAAUGAUCGAGCAUACAUUCACCUUCUUGUCAACACGAGCCCUCAACAAUAAGGAAACUGCCCGAAAUAGGAAACAAAAAAAAUUCAUCAAUCUAUCUAGUUCUCUACCCUCCCUAUUUACCUCAAGCCGAGAAGAGGAUGACAAACCUUCACGAUACCUGUAG
Messenger RNA from Naegleria fowleri, 1650 nucleotides. RefSeq lists its product as uncharacterized. The coding region runs from base 1 to 1650 and encodes 549 amino acids. The record is from RefSeq and is a predicted model, not a curated record. NCBI's taxonomy places the organism in Eukaryota, Heterolobosea, Eutetramitea, Acrasida, Naegleriidae. The transcript has a single exon.